AUGUAUGAAAUUAUAAAAGAAUGGAAUAUCAAAUAUAAGAACGUCAAGCAAAUCACCCAAAAGUUGGACAUCACUGACAUGGUUUUCGAGGAAGGCGAAUUCAAUAAGGAAAAAUUUAACAUUGCCAAUGCCCAAAGACUUAGAAGAGUGGAGAUCAGUGAUUUGUUCGCUGCUACACAGUUUCUUACACAAAAUGAAGAAAACGAAACUAUUGCGGAUAUUGUACGACUUUUAAGAAAUAUUAUCAACGAUAAGUAUGAGCCAACAUUGAAAACACUAAGAAUUAACGGAAACGGAUUCAAAUUUCAGGAAGAUUGGAUAAAAACAAUCAGCUGCAUGGCUCCAUCGAUAACAAGUCUCAGUCUCCCUUGUUGUUCCAUAAGUAGUCUGGAAUUCACGAAAUUAUGUUUCAACUUUGCAACCCUCACAAAACUUGAUAUUAGUUGGUCAGGCGUGAAAAAACUUAAUGGAAUCUGGUUUCUGCAUAAUCUGGAAGUCCUAGACAUGAUUAGUUUGGAAUUCGAAAAAUCUGAAGAUGUUAUGGAUUUGUUCGAAUUGAAGAAACUGAGAGUUUUAAAUAUUACCGGAGAAGGUUUAUCAAAUAAUCUGCAAUGCUACUUAAGUUGCAACAAAGUUUUACCUGAACUUCGAUUUUUGGAUUGCUCUUGUAACGUCAUUGAUUCAAAUAAUCUUGAAGAGUUGGUGCAAACUCAUACAAAAUUAGAAAUGGUUGUUUUGUUUGGCACCGCCCUCGAGAGAACACCACAACUCGAAAUACCAGAUAGAAAAAUUGAAUUGCUGACUGUUGAGAACAUCCAAUGUUGCAUUAAGUCGACGAACUAUUUUCUAAAGGCAUCGAAAGUCAACAUGGAUUUUGUUAGACAAAUAUUCUCGGAACUCUAUAAUUAUAUGAACAACUCGGAAAUCAGUGACACUGAUUUCAAAGAAUGCUGUAUGUUCUAUAUUUAUGUUAUCAAUCGAUGGAAUUGGGAUGUGUUGCGUGAUUUCGCAUUCUGCAAUUUGCAAAUAAUUAGAAGUAGACCUCACCUAUUCGACUUUAACGAAAAACAACGUCUUGUUCAAGUUAUAGUGAGAUCGCUACCGAAAUACAAUGAAUCUGAACCACAUCACAUGUCAAUUCAUGCAUCAGCUUGCCACAUAGAACCAGAACCAUCAUCACUUUUAAUUGGAAACCAUUAUCUCAAAAUGAAGCUUAUCGACGGUGUUAUAAUUUUUCAAACAACUUCAAUGAGCUACUUUCAACUAUUUACAAUAAUAAAAGCAGUAUGUAUCCUGACGUACCACGACAGGGACAACUGUUCAAGUGCGGAAUCCAUAUUUGCUGCUGAGAUCUUCAUUGGAUCGGUAGUCGGUCUGGUGGAUCAUUUCUGUGAGGAAUUGAUGAGGGAAAUAUUUGUGUAUUUGAUCAAUCACUAUAUUAGCAACAUCGACAUGUCUGUAUUUAAAAAAAUAUUUAAGAGAGAUUGCGCUGAAGUGUUUUUACCAAUCCUUCUAGAUAGACAAUCAAAAGAGCAGGAGAGUGUGAUAUACUAUUUGCUUGCGUUAAUGAAGGAGAGCGAAGCCAGGAACUCUGACAUUGAAGACAACUAUUGCAUUGAAUCAGAAAUAAAGGAAAUUCAGACAUCGAUUGAGUCAUUUGAGAAGAUAAAAGGAGCUGACCAUAUGGAAGUGUUUCGGUGGUUGUGCAGAACAUCAGAGUCAAAAGACGUCGUUAGAUGGGCUAGAUGGUGCUUGGAGACCAGUGGUUUGGAAUUAUUAGAGGGAGAAGAAAAGGUGGGCCUUGGAGAAAAAGAAGAAGAAGACGACGACGAAAAAGUGAGCAAAUCUAAUGAAAAUCAACAGGAAGAGGAUGAGCAACCGGAUUCAAAGCGAAGACGGGUUGAAUGA
Caenorhabditis remanei is the source of this 1908-nucleotide messenger RNA. RefSeq lists its product as uncharacterized. The transcript has 7 exons. Bases 1 to 1908 code for a protein of 635 amino acids. The record is from RefSeq and is a predicted model, not a curated record. NCBI's taxonomy places the organism in Eukaryota, Metazoa, Nematoda, Chromadorea, Rhabditida, Rhabditidae. Gene Ontology annotation, cellular component: Cul2-RING ubiquitin ligase complex.